Messenger RNA from Anguilla rostrata (American eel), 3474 nucleotides. Its product is annotated as nuclear receptor coactivator 7. The coding region runs from base 315 to 2621 and encodes 768 amino acids. The record is from RefSeq and is a predicted model, not a curated record. The transcript is spliced from 16 exons. NCBI's taxonomy places the organism in Eukaryota, Metazoa, Chordata, Actinopteri, Anguilliformes, Anguillidae. Gene Ontology annotation, cellular component: nucleus. Gene Ontology annotation, biological process: response to oxidative stress.
GGAGAGAAAAGGGGCGGGACUAAAGCCUAACUUGUUACUGUUGUCUGCAGUGAUAUGAAACGCAUAACACCGCAGCGUGAAAUACGCCCGUCGCUUCCUCAGGACCGCCGACGGUCUGGAUACCCGCGAGUCAGGUAUGUGCAAUGCAUGAUGGGGAGGGAGAGGAGGAGCCGCGGCAGCUGAGGACCCAGAGCCUUUCCCGCCAUCACCGCCACCGCUGCUGCUGCCCCUGAAACAGGCCUGGGCGGCUCCCUAACGCACCCCAGUUACUCCUCCCCGCUCCUGCCGCCCCUCAGCCCUCAUUCUCUGGGGCCAUGGAUCCCAAACCUGCCGGGGAGAAGAAUCGGCCACGUUACUUCAGCAACGUCAAAACCAGGUUGGGCUCUAAGCUCCCUGCCAGCGCUCCGCCUCCUGGCUUCCCCUUGGGCCCCUGGGAGCCUCACUGCAGCCGGUCCGGGCCGGCGAGGGAGGGCGGGGCCAGCCAGAAUCGCCCCCCAGGGACACGCCCCCCUCACGUCCCCCACAUCCGGAACCCCCAGCUGCGGCAGUACUAUCUGAGAGAUGUUCCUGGGCUCCCAGAAGUCCCUCCAGUGAAGCCAGAGCCCAAUGAAUCAUCCAAUGGGAGAACAGAAUACACAGUGCGUCCCGAUGACACUGUGUUCAGUGUGGCGUCCCUGUUCAACACCACGCCCGGCCAGGUGGUGCACCUGAACAGGCUCUCCUCUAACACUCUCAUCCCCGGACAGCGGCUGCGCAUUCCGGGGACGAAGUGCCCGCCCCCUCCCUCCGUCCCGGACCCGGACCCGAAACCGAACCCGAACCCGCAGCCGGACAGGGCGCCGGAGGCCCCGCCCGCGGCCGUGCCUUCCUGCGGCCCCCUGUCCCCCUCGCCGGACUCCGAGUACGACAAACUGCUGGACGUGGAGGAGGUGUCGAUGCCUGAUGGACAGCUGUGCCUAUUGGCCCUCCCCGCGGAGUGUGCUGAGGGGGAGGGGCCUGCAGCCAUGCCCUACCUCAAACUGUGCUCCCACUACAUCACCGACCGCAAGGGCGUGGUCCCCGGAAUUCUGCUGGUGACGCCCAAUAAGAUCUUCUUUGACCCCUAUAAGUCCCACCCCCUGGUGGUGGAGCAGGGCUGGGAGGAGUAUUUGCUGUCCUGCCUAGUGGACAGACUGGUGUCAGUCUGCUUCUGCUCCGACAUCUCCCACGUGCACUUCAACAAGUCCACCCAGAGGUGGAAAGGCCGGAGGAAGCCGGCGAACCCCAAAUCGGUGAAAGGCUUGGUGAGGAGAAUCCAUGGGGCGAAGCGCGGUCCCCCGGUGCAGCCUGGGCACGCGGUCCUGGCGCUGGUCUCCUCGGCGACGGCGGACCUGAAUUCCCCCCCGGGGCAGGGCCCCCGGGCCCCCGUCGCGGGCGAGCCGGACGCCGAAGGCCGGGACAUGGCGGAGGUCGAGCGGGAGCUGGAGCGCGGGAGGGGCGGGGUGGACGAGCUGGCCGCCCACUCGGCCGGCAUGCUGGGGGUGGCGGUGCUGAGCAGUGCUGCCACCUUCUGUUGCGGAGGACUGGACGCGGGGGAGAGAGUGAGGACAGAGCUGGUGCAGCCGGACGGGCGGGAACAGAGGAGGAGCACGGGGAGGGGGAGCACAGGCCCCUCCCGCCAGUCCUCUGGUGGCUCGGGAUCUCUGAUGUUCAUACGGCUCCGCUUCCACCAGCCCUCGGGUCAGAAGAGGGGCGUGUCCACACCUGAGCUGGGCGUGGCCAGGACCCCGCCCACUAAGGACGCCUGGUUCGCCCUGUCCCAGCAGAGCUCUGAUGAGCUCUACGCCUAUCUGACCCACUGGAGACCGGACCUCUGCAUCCUGGAGGGCCGCGAGGAAGAGGACGGCGGCGGAGACGAAGAAGAGUUUGUGCUGGUGGACGGCGAGGAGCAGGAGGAAGGGGCGGGGCUCACGCGCAGCGACAGCCAGACGGGAGAGGACUGGGAGGUGAGUCUGAGCCCGACGGCGGGUCCAAACCCGCACGAGGGGAAACGUCUUUCCGGCCCCACCGCAGUUGUAUCCGACUGGAGACGGAGGGCGUACCGACGGGUCCGGACACAAGCACUGAGCACUGAUGACGUCCUGCAGCAGAGCCGCAUCCUGAAGGCUGAGCACGUCAGAGAGAUCUCCGCCGAGCUGCCCGCUCGAACCGUGGGCCACGCCUGGCAGCUGACCUACAGCACCUCGCGCCACGGCGCCAGCCUCAAGUCCCUCUACAGGAAGCUGGCCGGCCUGGAGUCGCCCGCCCUCCUCGUCAUUAAGGACUCCCAGAGCCAGGUGUUUGGCAGUUUCCUGUCCCACCCACUGAGGCCCAGUGAGACCUUUUACGGCACCGGCGAGACCUUCCUGUUCAUGCUUCACCCGCGGUUCAAGUGUUUCCGCUGGACUGGAGAGAACUCCUUCUUCAUAAAGGGAGACCUGGACUCCUUUGCCAUCGGGGGAGGAAGUGGCCAUUUUGGCCUGUGGCUGGAUGAAGCCCUCUACUUAGGCCGGACCAGCCCCUGCCAAACCUUCAACAACUGCUGCCUGUCGGAGACGGACGACUUCCGGGUCGUGGAGCUGGAGGUGUGGACCUUCUGCUGAAGGACCGCCCCAUACCCCCUGCCCCGCCCCCUCCACUCUCUGCCCCGCCCUCUCCACAGCCCUCAAGAAAAUGUUCUUUUUUCAGGGGCGAACAAAAGGGGCUGAUUGUCAUCCUUUUACUUGUAAAGACCUAAUUCUUUCAAUGUGUGCGGUGGCAGGGGUCUGUGAACUUUAACCCCUGGGGAAAAAUGGACGUCCUUAACUUAACUUCACUUUUAAGACUUUGGGGCAGGGGCGUUGAGGAGAAAUGUGUAGGCGCUGGGCUCAGGAAUUGAAAUGAAGGUUUUUCGACAAGAGAAGUACUGUACUGUACAUAUUUUUCACUUGAAUAUGAUUCCCCCCCCCCCCAACCACCCCGCCCCCCCAUAAGGGAUGGUGCCAGCUCCAGCUGGGGCUGUGUUUUAAACCAUGCCGAUACGAAGUGUGUACCAUCCCCGCUUAGACCCCCUCCCCAUCCCCCGGCUCAGUCUUCUCCUCGUGAAACGGUCGUGGACUUAAAAGGUGGGAGCUCUCAAAAAAAAAACAACCCCUCAUGGACAUGUUUCCCUUUCCUCUCUCUCGUCGUUGCAAGCGGAGCGAUACGCAGCCCGUUUACACGAGACUAAAAGACACUUUCCAGGUACCGUGGACUGUAAUCCAACCCCCUUAAUGUUGUUCUUAGAGUCGCUAGUGUCGAAUUGAAUUCCCCCCUGCGCUUCACACAUCGCUCUUCACUGCUACCGUGAGCUUGAAGUACAACGACCCUCUACCUGUACCAAGUAGCGCAGGCAAGAUCCACCAAUCAUUUUCACCCUGUGUAAUAUUUUAAAAAAAAGACUAUUAAUAACAAUGUUAAUAACACGCUUAUUGGUCA